AUGGGUGGGAGAAAGAGAGCGAUCCGUUUGGAUGCUGCAUUCGGCCCUACUGCAUCACAAGAUGACGUCUAUGAUUCUUCUAUCAAAGACCUUGUACACGCAGUUCUAGAUGGCUACAACUCAUGCAUCUUCGCCUACGGCCCGACAGGCUCCGGGAAGACUUACACAGUAUUCGGUUCUCCCGAGGGCAGUGCUCAUGUCGGACUACACGAGCGGAUUAUGAGAGAUUUAUUCAGCACCAAGGAAGGUCAAGGGGGGCAUCACAUGCUCAUUUCGAUGUCUAUGGUUGAAAUCUACAACGAAUGUAUCUACGAUCUUCUCGCUCCAGGAAAAACUGUCUCUAGAAAAUCUGAACGACGCUCUGAAGGUGCGCACGCUUCUUGCUGCCAAGAUCAUGUGUCUAUGACCCGGCUUCUUCAGGCUCUCCAAGCGGCGGUGGCAACUCGUCGAACAUCAUCGACCAAUAUCAAUUCGCAUAGUUCGAGGAGUCACUGUGUUGUCACGCUGAGAACGAGUCUGCCAUGCCCAUAUACAGCAACUUGUCGUCACGGGAAACUCAAUCUCAUCGGUAUCGCCUUGCAUCACAGAUGUGUCACAGACUUUGUCAACACUGAAGUUUGCAUCGAGAGCGCGGAUGGUUGA
Molecule: messenger RNA, 642 nt
Organism: Perkinsus marinus ATCC 50983
Lineage: Eukaryota; Perkinsozoa; Perkinsida; Perkinsidae
Product: Kinesin heavy chain isoform 5C, putative
Exons: 5
Coding region: 1-642 (213 amino acids)
Biological process (GO): microtubule-based movement
Cellular component (GO): kinesin complex; microtubule
Molecular function (GO): microtubule motor activity; microtubule binding; ATP binding
Source: RefSeq, a predicted model, not a curated record